CCUGUCUCCCUCCCCUCCCCCAUCUGCAUCCUCCCUCUGUCCUCUCACCAAGUCCUCCCCUCCUCGUCUUUCCCCAUCCCUCUUACUAGCUUUCUCCUGCUCCCUUUCUCCAGUCGUCCCUCUCUCCAGCUCCCCCAGCCAGCUUGCCCUCUCUCCCCAUUUCCCCAUUCCCAUCUAACUCCCUUUCUCCCUCCUGGCUCCUUGCCCCAUCCCGUCCCCACCCUGUCCCCUUUGUGCCCCUUCCUCUCUGUCUCUUUCUCCUUCCCUGGCUUGGCGCCCCCUUUCCACCUCUAACUCCCUCCGGCUCGGCCUCCCUGUCCCUUCCCAGCCCACCUGUCUCCCUGCCCGUGUCCUGAGCCACCAUGCUGACCCCGAUGGUGGCUGGGGGGGUGGUGUUCCCCGGACUCUUCCUGCUCUCCAAGAACACGCUCCAGCGGCUGCCCCAGCUGCGCUGGGAGGAGGCCGACGCGGUCAUUGUCUCAGCCAGGCUGGUAUCCUCCGUCCAAGCCAUCAUGGCCUCCACGGCUGGAUAUAUUGUCUCCACCUCCUGCAAGCACAUCAUCGAUGACCAACACUGGCUUUCCUCUGCCUACACGCAGUUUGCAGUGCCCUACUUCGUCUACGACAUCUACGCCAUGUUCCUCUGCCACUGGCACAAGCACCAGGUCAAGGGGCACGGUGGGGACGACGGGGGGCCCAGCGCCCCGGGCAGCACCUGGGCUGUGGCCCGUGGCUACCUGCAUAAGGAGUUCCUCAUGGUGCUCCACCACGCCGUCAUGGUGCUGGUGUGCUUCCCGCUCUCGGUGGUGUGGCGUCAGGGCAAGGGGGAUUUCUUCCUAGGCUGCUUGCUGAUGGCAGAGAUCAGCACCCCCUUUGUCUGCCUUGGCAAGAUCCUCAUCCAGUACAAGCAGCAGCACACGCUGCUGCACAAGGUGAACGGAGCCCUGAUGCUGCUGAGCUUCCUGUGCUGCCGGGUGCUGCUCUUCCCCUACCUGUACUGGGCCUACGGGCGGCACGCGGGCCUGCCCCUGCUCGCCGUGCCCCUCGCCCUCCCGGCCCACGUCAACCUGGGCGCCGCGCUGCUGCUGGCCCCGCAGCUCUACUGGUUCUCCCUCAUCUGCCGUGGGGCCUGCCGCCUCUUCCGGCCCCGGGGCUCCCCGCCGCCCUCCCCCUGCCAGACCCAGGACUGAGGGUGGGGCCAAGGGACCCUCCCCGCUGCCCCCCUCCACAACCCCCCUCCCCAUGGAACUGAGGGGUGGGGGUUGGGGGUCAGGGGCCUCCUGCCCUGACAGCCCCAGGACAGACAGAUGGACUUGGAAGGGGCAGAGCCCCUCCGCAGGGACCAGGCAAGAGGGGGACCUCUUCUCCCCAUAGCGCCUGAGCUGAGGGCUGGCCCACCCCUUCCUGCACACCCCCUUUUCUCCAACCCCCAACCCAGGGAGAAGGACCAGAGGAAGGAGUGCCAUGUGCCAUCUGCUUAGGGCUUGUGAGGGGACUGACGCGAGGGACUGGGGAGUCAGAGAACAUGGACAUCCCAGCCCCUCUGCUGCAGCCUCCUCUCCACUCCCCCGUC
Messenger RNA from Choloepus didactylus (southern two-toed sloth), 1573 nucleotides. RefSeq names its product TLC domain containing 3B (gene TLCD3B). Gene Ontology annotation, biological process: lipid homeostasis; ceramide biosynthetic process. Gene Ontology annotation, molecular function: sphingosine N-acyltransferase activity. NCBI's taxonomy places the organism in Eukaryota, Metazoa, Chordata, Mammalia, Pilosa, Megalonychidae. Gene Ontology annotation, cellular component: endoplasmic reticulum; membrane. The transcript is spliced from 5 exons. The coding region runs from base 363 to 1190 and encodes 275 amino acids. The record is from RefSeq and is a predicted model, not a curated record.